GCCUUACCCCCCCUUAAUGUGACAUAAGAUGGCAGCCCCCAUGGGGAUCUCACAGCUGUCCCCGCUCAAAGUAGACGGUCGUGCACCAAGGAAUCAUUUUUAGAUACUCUCAGGACUGUCUGUGUUGUGUGAUAUGUGAAAGUGGCUAUGUUCACGGCGCCCUGAACGUAGUUGGCAAGCUACGUUCACAGCGCCCUGAAUGCAGUUUGCAGGUGCUGUUGAGGUUACGUUCACAGCACUCAAGGAGUCAGUGACGACAGUGAGUAUGAGGUACGGCUUGAAUUGGAACGAGAAAGUCAGUCAUGGUUUAUUAAUAUCCUGAUCAGAACAUUUUCGAGAUGGGAAUUAUUAAAAAGUUACUUGGAGGCCUGUCCUUGGUUGGCGUGUCCGGCCUGGGCUACCUAGCGGUGGAUGUGAACCGUUAUCGUGUGUACCCUGACCAAACGUUAGGGGAUGCGGCCAGGCACUAUACAUCUGUGCGUAGCCUCACUUUCCUCGGUGGUAUUAUGAGGAGCAAGUUGGAGGAUGCAACGCUGGAUGUCAAGAAAGCUCAAAGAGAGUUUCUCUUCCAGCAAAUCCUGGACAACAUUGACACAGAAUACAGCAAAGAGUUCAAAUUAGAUCAAGUGAAAUCGGUCAAAGACUUUUUGCAAAGACAUCCUCUGACGCGCUAUGAUCACUAUUCGCGUUACGUGAGUCGCAUGCUCAGCGGAGAGAAGAACGUGAUGACAGCGAAAGAUCCGUCCGUGUUUGCUGUGACCUCGGGUACCUCUGGCAACAGCAACAUCAUCCCUAUGCUGAUGAAGCAGACGAAAAUAUUUUUCCUCGAGGGUAUCUCGGUGCUAUACAGAUGUAUGGUGGAGGCGUACCCAGACACCAAGCUGCUGAACAAAGACUUUAAGAUCUUCUUCUCUCCCAGCUGGAGAUAUUCCAUCACGGAAAUCCCCAUAGGCCCUAACUCCGCUUCCCCGGAAAGAUCGAAAGGACUUCUCCACAUCUACACCACCCCUCCCCCUGCUUACAAAGUGAAAUCUGAACCGGAGGCCUUGUACUUUUACCUCCUGUUUGCUCUGUUGGAUCCCCAUGUCGGGAUGAUCGAGGCCAACUUUGCUUCCAUUAUCUUCAACACUUUCGCUGCCCUCGAGAACCACUUUGAGCAGCUCACCCAGGACAUCGAAACAGGAAGUCUCAACCCGGACUUGAACAUUGACCCGGAAAUCCGAGAAGAACUUGAGCAGCUUUUGAAGCCGAACCCGACAAGAGCGAAGGAAGUACGAGAAGCCAUGAGAAGCGGCCGAGAAGGACUGGCUCUUAGGCUGUGGCCGGAGCUGCACAUGAUCCUCGGAGCAGACACAGGGACCUUUGAGCUGUACGGGGAUAAGCUGCGUAGUGGCUACUGCAAAGGAGUUCCGCUGUACUCUCCCAUCUACGCGGCAUCUGAGGGUCUGCUAGGUGUGAACAUCUGGCCUGGUGUGCUGCCAUCACGCUACCUACUACACCCGCGCACACAGUUUUUCGAGUUUAUACCCGACUACCUCAUGGAUGAAGACCAGCCUCACACAAAGCUCAUGCAUCAGGUUCAGGAGGGCCAGACCUACGAGCUGGUCAUCACCAACCCCAGCUGCCUGUACCGGUACCGUUUCGGGGACGUGAUCAAAGUUGUGGGCUUCCACAAUCAGUGCCCUAUUGUGGAGUUUAAGUACAGAAAAGGCCAAUUCCUGAAUGUGCGAGGAGAGAAGGUCUCGGAGUCCAUGUUCUACGAGGUGCUCAAGGGAACCAUCACCAAGGUGUGGUCCAACGUGAAGCUUGUGGACUACUGCUGUAUGGAGAGCGUUAUUCUCGACCAGAUGGACGUGCCCAAAGGUUUUAAGACCUCUCAGCCAUGUUACCAUGUGUUCUUGGAACUGGAGGGAUUAGACAGUACCAAGGUCAAAAAGAUUUCAUCCAGUCAGAAGAAGAUGCUGGACGACUCGAUGAUGGUCCACUCGUACCCGUACUCGUCGUUCCGCCACAAGGGCAGCAUCUCUCCCAUGCAAGUGCACCUGGUGACCCCCGGCUCCUUCAUGGAACUGCGUCGGUUCAUGCUGCAGGACAGCCCGGCCGCCUCCAACCAGUACAAAGUGCCUCGUGUCCUCCGACGACAGGAAGCUGUGCAGUUCAUGCUCAAGCAUGUCAUUGGCUGAAUGUCAUUGGUUGAUACACAUCGUUGGCUGAAAAACUUCAUUGGUUGAGGCAUGUUGUGGUUGAAACGCGUCACUGGCUAAAAACACAUCAUUGGCUGAAGAAGCUUGUCGUUGUUUGAAACGCGGUAUUGAUUGAACUUCAUCAUUGGUUGAAGCACAUCGUUGGUUGAAACACAUUAUUGAUUGACACAAGUGAUUGGUUAAAACUCGUUGUUGGUUGAAAUACAUCACUGGCUGAAGCAUGUUAUUGAUUGAAACACAUCAUUGGUUGAAACCUGUCAAUAGUUGAACUGCAUCAUUGGUCGCAGCACAUCUUUGGCUGAGUGGUACAGGAAAAGCAUGUCAUUGGCUGAUUGGUACAGCCCUUUUGACAGUAACUUCAUAAAGUUGUAUUAAGUUGUGUGUGCUUUCCCAACCAGGCUUUAUUAAUGCAUUCUGUCUGGGGUUGUUUUUUUCUGGUUAAUAAUGCCACAGCUCGCCAACAACAUUUUUUAUGAGAUAAAUUUGCUUCUGGGGUGAGGAUGUUUGGGUUAUUUUGUGUAGGCAAAAACAUGAGCAGCAGCCUGAAGCAUCUGACAUUUACUGCUACCUGUCGUGGCAUGUGCUGUUCAGACAAAAGCCAAUUCCAUCAAGGCUUCUGAGUGAUAUUCAUCUUUUGUCUCUGUUCAGUAAUAAUUACUAAUAUACAUGUGUUCGUGAAAUUAAGAAAGACUGGACAUAAAAUGGUAUGCAGUGAAAAUUAGAAAUUUACAAAGUGGAUAUAUUUUAUUCAGUUGUUCGCUGGUUAUAUGUUGAGAUGUUUUAAGUUGAGUCAGGUGGUGGGUUGUCUGUUUGUCAUUCCAUGUGAUGCUCAAUCUACUUGAUCCUCGAGACGACAGUGUGCUGCCGUUGUGACACCUACUAGUUUUAGGGACUUGUUUACCUCAGGAUGGGUUUUUCGUGGACCUGGUUUUCACAAAUUUUCAGAAUUAAAGUUUUCAGGCGAAAUAAUAAUUUUAAUGACAGGAUCAUCAGGAGUUGGCAAGAAUUGCAUGCUUGUUUUUUACUGUCUCAGGUAUUCUUGUGAUAUCAUUAUCAGUUUUACUAAUACAGCGUAGUGUUAGUUUAUUGACAGAAUGGUAUAAGAUCCUUUUUGUGCCAACUUUUUUUAACCAUUAACCCUUGACUGCUAACCACAUAUGCACCUCACAUGCUCAGGAAAAUUCUACUGUGCACAAGACAUCACUGGUCACUAUCUUUAAUUGAUGUUUGUUCUCUUUUAAUAAGAGACGGAUCGGUACAACUGUAUCAACAGAAAGAGAAAUGAAGAGAUAAAUUCAUCCAUUGACCAGACCUGCGUAUACCAAACCAUAAAACACAGGCUUUAGCUGCCAGAGGAGAUACGCUUGCACAGCACUGGGCGGCGGAUUAUCGAGACGUGUGAGAUGUGGGAUACAUUUACAGUGCAGUCAUGGGGUUAACUGUUAGAUUAGAGUCUUCAAUAAAUAAAAGAAUAAAAAUAUAUGUGCUUAAGCAUAGUCUGUUAUCAUAAUAAGAAGUUACUUGAAUGCUCAUAUAGGAUGGGUCCAGGGGGAUUCUGUUCCAUUCCUCUCUCUAGAUACAGCUGAAGUGUGUCAUGAUUUGUGCUUCAAGUCAGAAGCUGAUUUCGUUGUUCUCCUGACUUUUCCUAACAGCUUUCUCUUUCAGAGUGUUUUUUGUUUUGCAUUUGGCUUUUCCUUCCCUUGAUUUCCGCAUUUUGUUCCGUUUUGUCCUCUUUGCAGCCAAAUGUUUGUUCUAGUUGUUUUCUUUCUCCUCCUCGAAUUGACUGAACAAUGAUAUUGUUUACUUUCUGUUUGCUGGGACAUCAUAAUCCUCAGUUAGGUUUGGACCUGAUAGGCAAAGUGGAAGCUGACGAUUACAUUUUUAUUUUUAGCGAUCUGAUAUGAGGCGUAUUAGUGCACCUAAGACUAUCAUCUAGCGCCUUGUUCCCAUUUUCCUUUGCUUUUUGUUUCAGUACUCUUUCAUGUCUUUUUGUCUUAAAAUGUGAACAGCUUAUCUGAAGUUGUGGCAGAAGGCUUCUUUUUGUAACUUAAAAGAAUAGACCAGGUGCUUUGUCAUAUUUUACAGUAUAGAUGAGAGUGUUGAUCCCAUACCAUACCGAACCUUUACACCUUAACGUACCAUACUGCAGCCCACUAUACCAUACAAUGCCUCAUUGACCAGAGUUACAUUAAAUUGCUGUUCAAUCCAUACUGCAGGACAGGAGGAAAUAAGUUCUGAAUGAAUUCAUGUUUACUCCCAUGUUGCCAAAUUAAUUUGUUAGUUUAGGACUUUCAUGUGAACCAAAGAAAAUUAUAAAUCAGAUUUUCCUAGAGGUACAGAGAAUUUGAGAGCUUAAGAAAUAAAAGCCACACUAUAUAUUUUGCUUUAUCUAGUUACAUGAAGUAACUUGAGUUCAGAUGUCUAUGUGAGAUGGAUGUCACAAUGUUUCUGUGAUCAUCUGAUGAACAAAAUAUUGAAAGCUUGAAAAUGCCAUUGAUGUAGCACUCAGCACAGUUUUUUUCUUUGUAUUAGGUCUAGUUUAUUCCCUUAUAUAUUAAAGACUACAAAUUAUCCCACCUACUUUGUAUGCUGUAGAUUUUAGGAUAUUGAAUGCUAGCUACUCUGACAACAAAAAAUAAAAAGAAACUAGGGAAUCCUAGCCAAUAGAGCUUUCUUGAUGUUGCAGCUUUCUACAUAAAUCAUAAAUAAUUAAACACACUCUAGAACCCCCCCCCCCCCCCCCAUUUUCAAAUGCAUGUUCCCUUAGACACUGAAUACUGAAAUAUCCAUUUCUGUCAUGACAUGUGCACAUGGAAUCUUGGAUGUGUGAAAGUCUGUUAUCUCAUCUGUGAGUGGGCAGGAGUGAUUAUUGUUUAAGUGUAGUAAGUGCUUAAGAAGAGCAAAAAGUGUUGGUUUGGGCUUUACUACCGCUAUGUUUUGAAAGUGAGACAGUGAGAGUUGAAGUUUCUCUUCAAAUCUUUGAUUAUUUGUAUUUCGUUUUGUAUGAUCAUCAGAGUCUGCCAGGUCGGUUUCUUUUAUUUGUUGUAGUUGAUAUUAAAAGGAUGUUCAAUGAAACGAAAGAGUAUUGGGCUUUUUAAAAAAUACUCAUACAUGUCCUUCAAAGGUUUAUAGUAGUUAUUUUAUAUGUGAGAUUAAAGUGAAAUAAAUAUGCAGUCUUUAUCUUCAUGGAAAGUUUCUGACUAGAAGUUUAUGGUAUUGACAGUUUAACAGUUUGAUGACUAUAGUACUGCUUUUUAAUGUUCUUCGUCAAAGCGAAAUAAUUUUUUCAUUCUCUGAGGUGGUCGUGUUUCAUUCCUUGUUCCUUACUGGCUUUAAAGUUAACAUUGUUGAGAUGCGGCUCUAACCCUGUAACUGCCAAAUUAAGUCAAACACUUUUUAUAAAACAAACAAACAAAAACCUGUAAUUUCUUUCUUUUUAUCUUCCAGAAUGGCUCAGAUUUUGGCUAGAGUGUUCUUUUUGCUUAUUAUAUUAUCACCAAUUGUAACAUUACGGUUGCUAAUGGCUUAUAUAAUAUUGAAACAAAAAAAAAUGUUUGACCUGUUUUGCAGAUAUACAUGGUCAGACUUGGGACAUUGACGAUGUUAUUUUUCCUUUGCAGGUUGUGUUCUAAAUUGUGUCUUGUUAUUUUGUGUUUUAUUGGCCUUAGUAUUAUAUCUCCUAUUCUUCUAGUGAGAAAAUUCUGGUCACUGAAGUUGUGUUGAGAAAUUUUCAGCUGCUGUUGAUAUACAUGUACUUCGUUUUGAAAUAAGGCAAUUCCAUGAAAAAUGAAACUACAAUGAAAUACAUAGUGCAGGGAUGAUGAACUGCUGAAAAAAUCUUAAAGCGUUAUAGAGCCGGGGGGUGUCAGAGGAAGUUUGGCGGGUGCUCUGGUGUGGUUUGGCCUUCCUUCAUAUCGAACAUCUAUCACCCUAUCUCCCCUCCUUUUUUUGUAUUAGUUACUCUCUUGCAACUCCUCUAAAUCUUCACCAGCACUUGUAUGGCCUAUGACCUUAUUGUGUUGCAAGUGCAGUAAAACUUUUACUAAAGCUAAAAACUAAGAGGAAGAUUGCCUCUGUCUAAAGAAAAUAAUAAAAAAUGGCUCUAUCAGUGCUUAGAAUUUUUUUUUCAUCAAGUCAUCAUGUCAUGUCUGUGUUGCCUGUGGUGUCUCUUCAGUUUCAUUUUUCUUGGAGUGGCCCAGAUUAUUAUUUUAUGUUCUAUUUGUAGCACACAAUGUAGGUUGUUUCAAGAGGCUGGACCUAUGUGGUAAACGUCCAGUCAGAUAUGGCGGGAUCUCCAUAUCCCUCGUUGUUGUUGUACAGAACACUUUCCCCCUCCACAAUCGUGCAUUCCUUCCCACUGCCUUUAGCUUGUUUGAUUUGUUUUGUUUUUUUGCUUGUUUCUUAUUGCGCUCAGUAGAUUCAUCCUUGUUUUGACAACAUUCUAUUUGUUCUGUUGUGGUUUUAUGGGUUAUCUUCGUCGACAUUUUAAUGUCUAAAAUGGGGUUAUCUUUUUCAACAUUGGAAUGCCUGAAUUUGUAAUGUUUUAUUUUGAUGAUUCAGUGCAUUCAACAUGUUAGCUUUAUAAGCGAUCUUUAAUCAUUUAAGGUGAUCUACAAAUGUGUACAUAUUUAUUAGGAUAUUCAUGUACCUUAGGAUAAAUGUUAUUGAGUUGUGUCAACUUCAAUGAGAUGUGUAGUGCCCCGAGUAAAUGCUACAGUUGUCAGGUCAUGACAUUGUGAGUUGUAAACUCUCUCCCUUUCUUUUAUUAGAAAAAGCCAAAAAUAACCCAUUCUUUUAUUCGUUUCAUGGAUCAAGGAGGUUGGUUCUAAUUAUAGCUAAAAUUGUCCAAGAUGGCUACCCGCUGUCAAGGAAAAUAGUGUUUAUGUAAGACAGGUGAACGUUUUGAACAGUGCCAUUAUAAAUUUUUUUAAUGCAAGAGGGAAUGGUUAUUUGUACAGGUGAUUGUCUUGGACUUGUGGCUGUUAGAACAGGCUCAACUGCAGUUAAAUUCUGUGAGUUCGGAGUUUUUAAUUUACGAACGGAGGUGAUGUUUAGAAACAGAUAAGGAGAUAAAAAUUAUAGCACCCAACAAAAGGUUCACAACCCGUGUAAGGACAGUUUGUACACUGAUACGGAUAAUUCUCUACCCUUUUCAUCAUUUCGAUUACUGACUCGCUGAGGUGGUUUGUAUACUUUGUAUGAAGGCCUACUGUGUGACAUUAUUUUAUGACGUAUUCCAGUACAGCUUUUGAGUUUGUCAAAAUUUACAAUAUAGAAAGGAAUGUAAUGUUAAACUGAUACUUUAAAAGUUCGAAUGGAAGGGAAGCACAUGGAUACAAUGACUGUCAUUUUUUAGUGCUGGGAAAAGAUAAAACAGACAGAUACAAUCAAAGCAGACAUAAUAUAGCGAAGAAGUAGAAAUCCAGCCAGCUGCUAGUUGGUAACUUCAUUGAAACAACAAAGUCGUUGAUCAUUUUGAUUCUAAUCUCUAUGUUGAUAUUUUUUAGUCUGCGAAUACCGCAAACUGCUUGAAAACAGCUGAUGUGGUGUGUUGCAUUCAUGGUUUUUGGUGUUCUUUGAGUGUUAAAUGUAUUUAGGAACUUCCAUUUGUAUUUAUUAUAUAAUAAUGUAUGUCCUCUCUCCCUGUACUGUAUAUAAAUUUCUUAACAAAUGAAAGGGUAUCUGUAGUGUACAGAGCAUGUUGCCAAUGCUGGUGAGAUCCAUCGAAAGCCAUUCGUAUUCUGAUCCAGAAUUGCCAUUCUUUGAGGUUCUUUUAUUAUCCGGUCAUGUUUUUAAGUGUGUAAAAAUUUUGGGGUUUUUUUCACUGUCUUUGGAAGUCAAAUUUCAAUAGAAAUGUGGUGUGACGGUGUAUCCUGUGAUUUGUGGAAAGAAACUCUUGUUUUCUUUUUUUGUUUUCUUUUUAAACAAAAAGAGUUUUGUCUUUUUAAGAAUAUGGUUAUGUCAACUGCGAUUCUCCUCAGACUCAAGGCCACACACAUUCCUCACCCAGUGUCAUUGUGUUUUAGUAUUUGUGUACACAUGUAGCAACACUGCAAAAUGAGUCACAUGUCACAUUCUGACAAUAUAACUCAAUGGAUAUAUUAAUAAUAAUAGUAAUAAUAAUAAUAAUAGAUUGCAUUUAUAUAUAGCGUUCUAUCCCGUACAAGUACAUGUAUAAGCUCUGACCACUUUACAUCCAUGACAUGAUUACUGAGAAUAUGUCUCAAUACACACAAGAAAAAACAUUUCAAAUAAACAAGAAAACCAGUUCAACCACAUAAGGAGGAACUUUCUCAGCCAUGCAUUAAUUAUAUACAAUGUAGUAGGACAGCAGGAUAUCAAAUUGAAUAUCUGUUCCAGCCCCUAAGUGUGGAGGGUAAUACAAAUGUUAUCACUGCUUUGAGUACAAAAUUAUAGAUUGAGGUAGGGAGUCAGAAACACACAGCUUGGAGAAAAUGGAGAUAUUGCCUUUUUUUAUCUUGAAACAACUGAGUGUGACAAAGGACUCAUUUUGUCGCAUUGCUACUCAUUUUGUGUACACAAUUUUACACAUAACACUCAUUCACAUAGAUUUUUCCAAUUUUAUGGAGAAUACUUUUCGUUCCGUGGUCUGAAAUGCAUGCUGUGUUGCUUUUUGCCAAGUGGAUCUACUGUGAUCCUUUAAAAAGUUUUUAGAUUUGUUUGUUGCAUAGUAUGUUAGUUGAGUUUUUCUCAUUUGGCUAACAGUAACACACAACAAUUUAUGUGGACACCCAUGACUCUAGUCACCUUUUCAUAACAUAAACUACAGUCCCUCCCCCCCCUCCCCCCAACCGCCGUUUGCAUUAUUAUACAGUGGAGUCCGCUUAAACCAAAGUCAUCUGAUUUUCUUUGGCUUUGCCAGGUUUUCAGUUUAGAGAGGUUGCCUAGAUUGAAAGGAAAAAAGUGAUUUUACUUUCUUUCAGUUUACUGCUGUUUUUGGAUUAAGCGAAUUUCGUUUAAGUGGACUCCAGUGCUGUAUUCUUAAAAGUUGUUAUAAAUCCGCUAGUUGUCCUAUCAACAAGCCGAUGGUGCCGGUCAUCAGCAGGCCCGGGCAGUGCUAGCUAAUAUUUCCAGAGGAGCAAAAACUUCAUAAAGGAACAAGAAAUGUUGGGUCACCAGGUUUCGUAAGUUUGACUCAUUGAGGUUUUUGCUUUAGUAUAGCUUAAGUGAGAGCUUUACAGCACCCACAACACUGUGAAGUCAUAUAUUAUAUAUGAGCUGAAGAUUAGGUGUCUUAAGAGAGAGUAGCAUACCAUUAGAAGGAGUGAUGAUGACGAUAGAUCUUUGUUUGGGAAAAAAGGAGCAAACCACACCAGAGCGCCCUCCUGCCUCCGAUGUGUUUGAGGGAUAUGAAGUGUUUUUAAUUUUAAACUAGAUAUUGGAACGCCUUAUUGUAGAUCAAAUAAAGAAAAAAAAGGUUUUAAAAAAUUAAAAUCAUGGAAAUUGCUGAUUUGGCCUGUUUGUGCCCGACAACAUUGUUGUAGUGAUACAUGGAAGGUGUCGUCAAUAUUAUGUGCCAUCUUGGGAGUGGCAGCAUCUGUAGGUAUUGUUGUAUUAUUAUAAGUGAACAAAGCAUUUUUCAUAAAAUUAAAUCUUUUUAGUCUAGAUUUUGGCAUCAAGGAGGUGUCAUUUUAAUGGGUUGUGUUCCACAGUGUCUGUCAUUUUCUCCACUUUGACUUUAUUCAGAUUUCAUAUGAAGACUACACUACAAUAAUGAGGAAUUUGCUUCGCACAAUGAUAUCGAGGAAUUUACUUCUAUGUUAUUUCUGAGUGUGACCAUGUUACAAGGUGAAGUGCCUCUCAAAGUUGACCCGUGAUUUAGUCGUUUAUUCAAGUACUCAUUUGUAGAAGUAGACUCUUCAGAAAGAUAUAGAUCUGUCUGGUCCACAUCCCUCCUGUUUGUCUCUCACAGUCUCCAUCAGUGCAGAGGUCUCGUACUUUCCCUCAAGAAGAAAAGGGAAAUUGAUUUUAGUACUCAUCUUGGACUAUAGGCUUGUAUUAAAAUAUCCCUGACUGUGCACUCUGAUGUUUCGCGGUUCACAUUGGAGCACACUGUUUGACACAAUUUGAGCCAAAUGAAAGGCAAAAGGGGAGGUGCCGCAUGCAUUGGACUAUGGGGAGACUGGUGUUUUGCCCUUCAAUGGGGUAUAAUGGCGCAGCCCACUAUGUGUGCACGCUUAGCAGUGAAGUUUUUAUAAACAGCAAAGAGCAGCAGCCAUGACAGUGCCCAGUUUAGCAGAACAAGUCUGUGCCUUGGGCAAAGAGUUGGUAAACUUGACCUUGUUGAUAUUUGUCGCAACUCAAGGAAAGUAAAAAGAAUUACCUUGUUUGGCUUGUGUAUGACAAAAUUCUUUGUUAUGAUGAAUGAAGACUCACCAAUGGAAUGCACUGUGAAGAAGCUUUAAAGGGUUUAAAUCACCUGUUAUCUGAGAGUAAUUUGUACAUGUCUACUUUUGAAGUUUUGUCUUUGAAUAGUCUGAACAAGAUAAAGCUUGUUUGUUAUAGUUUAUGUGACAAUCAGUACUUUCCUAUUUCUUCUUCAGUAAAUGCAUUUUGUCUCUUUGCCUUUAUAUUGUUUCAACUACAAUUCCAUUAAAAAGAAUAAUUCUAUACC
Aplysia californica (California sea hare) is the source of this 10839-nucleotide messenger RNA. RefSeq names its product GH3 domain-containing protein. The transcript is spliced from 12 exons. Gene Ontology annotation, molecular function: acid-amino acid ligase activity. NCBI's taxonomy places the organism in Eukaryota, Metazoa, Mollusca, Gastropoda, Aplysiida, Aplysiidae. The record is from RefSeq and is a predicted model, not a curated record. Bases 339 to 2183 code for a protein of 614 amino acids. Gene Ontology annotation, cellular component: cytoplasm.